Molecule: messenger RNA, 525 nt
Organism: Daldinia loculata
Lineage: Eukaryota; Fungi; Ascomycota; Sordariomycetes; Xylariales; Hypoxylaceae
Product: NUDIX hydrolase domain-like protein
Exons: 1
Coding region: 1-525 (174 amino acids)
Molecular function (GO): hydrolase activity
Source: RefSeq, a predicted model, not a curated record
AUGUCCUUCACAUGCGCACGGGGCUGUAAACACUGGGGCCGUCGCGGUGCCGCAGGUCUACUAGUUUACCGAUACCUCACAUCAGGCGAGGUACAAAUGCUCCUCGGUCAGCGAGCAGAGUGGUCCGAUCACGCUUUGACCUGGAGCACAAUAGGGGGAGCUAUAGAAAAAGGCGAAACAGCCCGGCAAGCCAUGGAACGAGAAGUUAUGGAGGAGAUUGGACUUAAUAUCAGAGAGUUUCUAUGGCCCGUUGGACAAGCAAUCGAUAACCAUGGAGGUUGGUCAUACACUACUUUUAUAGCUGAUCCGAAGAAGCACUUCGACAUAUCCGACCUAAAGCUGGAUACAAAUGAGAUAAUAAAUGUAGAAUGGGUCACACGGAAGGAUCUGGCCUCUAGAAACCUACAUCCUAGUUUCGCGGCCUUUGUUAGGGAUAAGUUGGAUAUUUGGGUGCCUCCCGACGUAGAUCCUUCUGUGGUACAUUUAUAUAUAUUAAACUAUGGAUUAGGGAGUCCGGAAGAUUAG